Dujonia railenensis is the source of this 1089-nucleotide messenger RNA. NCBI's taxonomy places the organism in Eukaryota, Fungi, Ascomycota, Pichiomycetes, Serinales, Debaryomycetaceae. The record is from the annotation of a GenBank genome assembly.
AUGCCCGAAUUUGCUAAAUUAAAGAACGACUUGAUACUCAGAGCAGCUCUCGGAGAAAAGGUGGAAAGACCACCCAUUUGGAUCAUGAGACAAGCAGGUCGCUACCUUCCAGAGUACCAUGUAGUCAAAGGUGGAAGAGACUUCUUUGAAACCUGUAGAGAUGCUGAAAUUGCUUCCGAAAUCACCAUUCAACCGAUCGACCAUUUCGACGGUUUGAUUGAUGCUGCUAUUAUUUUCAGUGACAUUUUGGUUAUUCCUGAAGCUAUGGGGUUCAAGAUCGAUAUGAUCGACGGUAAGGGACCAGUUUUCCAGGACCCAUUGAGAUCUCCUGCAGAUUUAUCUAGAAUCAAUUUAAAGCCAGACGUCGUAAAGGAGUUAGCCUGGGCUUACAAGUCAAUAACUACCACCAGAAUCAAGUUGGACGGUAGAGUUCCUCUUCUUGGGUUUGUAGGAGCUCCAUGGACACUUUUGGUAUACAUGACUGAAGGACAAGGUUCCAAGAUGUUCAGAUUUGCUAAGCAAUGGUUAUACGAAUACACCAAGGAGGCUCACCAGUUGUUACAGGCUACCACCGAUUGCUGUAUUGAGUUUUUGGCUCAGCAAGUAGUUGCUGGAGCUCAAAUGUUACAGGUUUUCGAAUCAUGGGCUGGAGAAUUGGGACCAUUAGAAUUCGACGAAUUCUGUUUACCGUACUUGCGUCAAAUCGCUGAGAAAUUACCAUUAAGAUUGAAAGAAUUGGGUGUCAAGGAUAGAAUUCCCAUUACUGUCUUCGCCAAGGGUGCCUGGUACGCUUUAGAUAAGUUAUGUGACUCCGGUUACGAUACCGUCUCCUUGGACUGGCUCUACCCUCCAGCUGAUGCCGUUAAGGUUGUAGGCGACAGAAGAAUCACCUUGCAGGGUAAUUUGGAUCCAGGUAUUAUGUACGGAUCAGACGAAGUUAUCAGUGAAAAAGUUAAGAACAUGAUUGCAGGAUUUGGCGGUGGAAAGCAAAACUACAUCAUUAACUUCGGCCAUGGUACUCAUCCGUUUAUGAAGCCUGAAAAGAUUGGCCAUUUCUUGAAAGAGUGCCACAAGUACGGCUCAGCGUAA